CAUUAUUUUUGUAAUUGUGUCUUAUUCCAGCAACCUUCAACUUUUGAAAACAAUGUCUAGUUCUAGUCCUCCUUGUAGAGCAAUCCCGGGUAGAAAAGAUCCAGCUUGGAAAUAUACAGAACCUUUUCCCAGGCAAAAAAGAGGAGAGGCAAAAUGUAAAUUUUGCAAAACAAUCUUUCAUGGAGGCAUAAAUAGAUUGAAAUACCACCUUGCCGGCAUACGUGGCCAUGAUGCAGAGCCUUGCACACUAGCACUUCCUGAGGCUAUUCGUGAGUGCCAAGUGCUAUUAGACACAUUUGAGACUCAAAAAGAAAUAAAGAAUAGGCAAAGGGAGGAGUUGGCUCAGACUAGCAUUGGUUGUGUUGGAGAGGCCUCUUUCAUGCCUCCAUAUUGUCCUAGUGGGAGUGCUAGUGCUUCUGUUGCCGGUAGUGCUAGUGCUAGUGGGAGUACCAGUGCAACUCCAAUCAUUGGUCCUAGAGUUCGUAAAUCUAGGAUGGAUUCAUAUUUUGAGCCACGCAUUACUUCUGGUGCCCAACCUUCACUUGAGAGAACGGCUUGGAACAAAGAGGUACACAAUAAGGCUAAAGGUGCAAUUGGAAGAUUUUGGUUUUAUUGCAAUAUUCCAUUCUUCGCAGCCAGGUCUCCUUCUUGGCAGAGCAUGGUUGAUGCCAUCGCUAUUUGUGGGUCGGGUUUCAAAGCCCCUUCUGAUUCCGAGUUAAGUGGCCCAAUUUUGAUAGAAUCGGUGGCUGAUGUAAAAGCCACAUUAGAGGAUCAGCGAGAGAUAUGGAAGAAGAAAGGUUGCACCAUCAUGAUCGAUGGUUGGACUGAUAGGAGAAAUUGGACGCUCCUAAAUUUUCUUGUUUCUUCUACAGGUGGCACCAUGUUCUUGAAGUCCAUUGAUGCUUCCGCACAUUCUAAAAAUGCCACUUACCUAUGUGAGGUUAUAGAGGAGGUCAUAUAUGAAGUGGGUGAGGAGAAUGUAGUAGAAGUGGUGACCGAUAAUGCAGCAAAUUAUGUUGCUGUAGGUAAACUUUUGAUGGAGAGGCACCCAUCUAUAUUUCGGUCUCCAUGUGCCGCCCAUUGCAUUGACCUCAUGUUGGAGGACAUUGGUAAGAUUGCAUGGAUCAAGACAUGUGUAGAGAAGGCAAAAAAUAUUUGCAAAUAUGUAUACAAUAUGCAUGGGUCCUUAACUUAAUGAGGCAAUACACGGGGCAGAAGGAGUUGGCUCGUCCUGGAAUCACUAGAUUUGCCACUAACUUCAUCACACUGCAAUCCUUGAUUCUAAAUAAGGUAUCUUUGAGACGUAUGUUUGUUGGUGAGGAGUGGACUUCCUCAUCCUAUGCUACGAGUGCUACAGGAGUUGAUGUCGCAAAUUACAUUUUUGAUGAGUCAGGCUUUUGGACCCCUUGUGCUGAGAUUGUGAAGUUCAUUGAGCCCUUGGUAGUUCUCCUACGUGUUGCUGACGGGGAGAAGCCCGCAAUGGGCUACAUAUACGAGGGCAUCGAUAGGGCCAAGGAGGGCAUCAGAUCUGCCUAUGAAGGGGAUGAGAGUAAGUAUUGUCCCAUUUGGGAUAUCAUUGAUAGGAGAUGGCAAACCCAGCUUCAUAGGCCCCUUCAUGCAACUGCUUAUUACCUCAAUCCGGCAUUCCAUUUCUGCCCUGAUUUCAAGGCGGAUAAGGAGGUUCUUAGUGGGCUCUACUCAGUGAUAGAGCGAAUGUCGCCUGGUCAUAGCAGUAGUAUAGUUCAAGAGCUAGAGGCUUUUUCUGAUGCGGAAGGGGAGGUCUUCUCUUGUCAGCUUUGCAAAGAAAAUCAGACAAAAAUGUAGCCAGAUAGGUGGUGGCAGAUGUUUGGUCCUAAAACACCAAAUCUUCAAUAGGUAGCCAUUCGUAUUUUGGGCCAGCCAUGCAGUGCUUCCGGUUGUGAGCACAAUUGGAGUAUGUUUGAGCACAUACACUCCAAGAGGUGCAAUAGAUUGUCUAUGGAGAGGUUGAAUGAUCUAGUCUUUGUUCAUUACAACCUCCGUCUUAGACACAAACAGGUUAUGGACCAUGACAACACCCCGAUCACGCUAGAGGAGGUUGAUCUAGAAUCUGAGUGGAUCAGUGAGGCUACAAAUCCUAUCUUUGGUGAUGAGGACUUAGAUUGGAUUGACUAGGUAGAUAGAGAGGCUGAGGUUGUAGCCAUGGUAGAGGAGGAGGUUAGAGCGCGAGGAGAGCCAGACACAACUGAUGUUGGUGAGGGUAGAAUGGAGUCAUGGGCAAAGAGUAUUGUUGUUGACACAUCCAGGACCUACCUUAGGGUUAGAUGCCUUCAUAGGAAGGACCCAGGCUCCUCUGAGCCAUAGACUUGUAGUUGUUUUACUUUUGAUAUAUGUGUGGAACUGGAACAUUUGAAUUUUGAUGU
Molecule: messenger RNA, 2402 nt
Organism: Cryptomeria japonica (Japanese cedar)
Lineage: Eukaryota; Viridiplantae; Streptophyta; Pinopsida; Cupressales; Cupressaceae
Exons: 5
Coding region: 53-1195 (380 amino acids)
Molecular function (GO): DNA binding
Source: RefSeq, a predicted model, not a curated record